Molecule: messenger RNA, 1032 nt
Organism: Naegleria gruberi
Lineage: Eukaryota; Heterolobosea; Eutetramitea; Acrasida; Naegleriidae
Exons: 1
Coding region: 1-1032 (343 amino acids)
Molecular function (GO): nitronate monooxygenase activity
Source: RefSeq, a predicted model, not a curated record
AUGAAUCCAAUCAAGAGAUUGCUCAAAGUCAAAUAUCCGAUUAUUCAAGCUCCAAUGGCUGGUGCUCAAAACUCCACACUCGCCAUUCAAGUUUCCAAAUUUGGAGCAUUAGGUUCAUUACCAUGUGCCACGUUAGAUAUUGAAGAAAUGAGAAGAGAAAUUAAAAAGAUUAAAUUAGCCACCGAUCAUUCAUUCAAUUUAAAUUUCUUUUGUCAUGAAAAUCCCAAUAAUACUAAAAAUGAAAAUCAAUGGCGCCAAAUAAUUGAAAAAUAUUAUCAAGAAUUUAAUGUGGAAUUUAAAAUUUCUUCUUCAAUUUCCAGAUUACCUUUCAAUGAAAAUAUUAUUCCUGUAUUGAAUGAAUUUAAACCAAUUGUAGUUAGCUUUCAUUUUGGUUUACCUUCUAAAGAAAUUGUAAAGGAAUUGAAAAGGAUGAAUAUUAGAAUCAUGUCAAGUGCUACAACAGUUGAAGAAGCACUUUAUUUGGAAGAGAAUGGAGUGGAUAUUAUAAUUGCACAGGGAAUAGAAGCAGGUGGACAUAGAGGAAUGUUUUUAUCAAAUGAUAUUUCCACUCAAAUGGGAUUAUUUUCACUCCUACCACAAAUUGUAAAGAAAGUGAAGGUACCUGUUGUGGCUGCUGGUGGAAUUGUUGAUGCACAGACAGUAACAGCAGCAUUUCAAUUGGGAGCUAGUGGUGUUCAAUGUGGAACUGUAUUUUUAACAUGUCAGGAAUCAACUGUUAAAUAUAAACAGUUAUUGACAGAUGUUUCAUUACCAACUGCAGUGACUAAUAUAUUCACAGGAAGACCUGCUCGUUCCAUUGUAAAUAGAGCAAUGAAAGAAAUUGGAACUAUUUCAGAAUAUGCACCACCCUUUCCAAAAUCAACCAAUUAUUUCACACCACUGAGAAAUCAUUUGGAGAGAGAAUUAAAUUUCGACUUUUCUCAAUUGUGGUCUGGACAAAAUAGAACCAAUUGUAAAUUAGAUUCAACAAGUCAUGAAAUACUUCAAGAUUUAAUACAAGGAAUACCUUGA